AUACAGUACAGAUUCCGAGCACUUCUAAGUGAGAGUCACAGUCCUAAAACAUCGGUAGCUAUCAUUCGUUGAGAACAUAAUCACGGAAAUGGACAUCAAAGCAUAUUUUCUUCAAAGUUGUAUGCUACUGUCGUGUGUUUUGUCAAUGACACAAGCAUGCAUGUGUAGACCAAACCUCAAAGCUGAAGCCUGUAAAUCAGAUUUCGUAAUCGUUGCUAAAGUUCGAGAGGAGCGAGAGAUGAUGUCGCAAAAAGGAUGGGUUUUCCAUUACAGUUUAAGCGUCUCAAAAGUCCUAAAAUCCAGCGAUGCUUACGAGGGAGCAGAGAAAAUUAUGCAGACAAAGCUGCGCGGAGAUGGAUGCGGGGACCAGUUAAAGAAAGGGCAUACAUAUAUUUUUGCAGGACACGUGGGUAAAUUUGUUGACGAAGGAAAUGUUAGAAUGUUUCUGGAAACGGAAUUCUGCAAUUAUAUAGAUUUUAAAGAUUUGGACCUGAACAAGGAAGUCAAGGAGGAGAUAAACGACCUGAUUCAAAAUCCACCAGCUUGUCUUGAACGACGUGCCGACGUGGAGAGGCUGGGUGCAUUCAACGACCCUUACAAAUCUUUCGACAUGUUUAAGAUGAGGCGGUGGAAUCACCCGUUCCAGAAAAAGGAUUCUGAAUAAUUCAUAACAAUACGAUUACACAGUUUUUAUUCCUGUGAUGUUAAGAUAAAACAUAAACUAUGACAGAUGUGCUUGAAGUGUUUAACUCUUAGCCUGCUGCAGGCGAAUUUAACAGCCUUUGUAAACAGCUUGGAACCAGAUCAGACGCCGAUUAAAUCGGCGUCUGAUCAGGUUCCAAGCUGUUUGCUACUCUGACAAUAUUUCUUCCAAUUUUGGAGCAAAUUGAAUGAACUUUACAAUUUUAGCAGACGACAUUUCCAGCAGACGACAAUUUAUCUAGCAUGCUAAAGGUUAAGAACCACCUCCUACUACAUGUACAUAUAAGUAAUAUAAAAUAAAUAAGAAUUUGA
Messenger RNA from Mercenaria mercenaria, 1014 nucleotides. RefSeq lists its product as uncharacterized. The transcript is spliced from 6 exons. Bases 89 to 664 code for a protein of 191 amino acids. Gene Ontology annotation, cellular component: extracellular matrix. NCBI's taxonomy places the organism in Eukaryota, Metazoa, Mollusca, Bivalvia, Venerida, Veneridae. Gene Ontology annotation, biological process: negative regulation of membrane protein ectodomain proteolysis; negative regulation of endopeptidase activity. Gene Ontology annotation, molecular function: protease binding; metalloendopeptidase inhibitor activity. The record is from RefSeq and is a predicted model, not a curated record.